This is a messenger RNA of Tripterygium wilfordii, 3072 nucleotides long. Its product is annotated as glutamate receptor 2.7-like. The record is from RefSeq and is a predicted model, not a curated record. The transcript has 5 exons. Gene Ontology annotation, molecular function: glutamate-gated receptor activity. NCBI's taxonomy places the organism in Eukaryota, Viridiplantae, Streptophyta, Magnoliopsida, Celastrales, Celastraceae. Bases 22 to 2964 code for a protein of 980 amino acids. Gene Ontology annotation, cellular component: plasma membrane.
UUCCCCCCUUCAAAGUCAAAUAUGUGGAAGACUAACCCUGCCAAGCUUUCUUCUUUCUUUGUCUUCCUUUCUUUGUGGAUUCUUGGUUUUACAAGAUUAAUGGGUCUGGCACAAAACAACACAACAUCAAUCCCAGUUAAUGUUGGAGUUGUUCUUGAACUGGAAACAGGAUUUGGGAAGAUAAGCUUAAGCUCCAUCAAUAUGGCUCUCUCAGAUUUCUAUGCCUCACAUGCUGACUAUAAAACCAGGCUUGUCUUGCAUUCCAGGGACUCCAAUGGAGGUGUUGUUGAUGCAGCUUCAGCAGCUUUGGACUUGAUGAAGAAUGUACGAGUGCAAGCCAUACUAGGCCCUGAAACAACGAUGCAAGCAAACUUCAUAAUUGAACUUGGAGACAAAGCUCAUGUUCCCACCAUAACCUUUACUGCAUCAAGCCCUUCCCUCACAUCUUUUCACAGUUCAUACUUCAUUCGAGCCACCCAAAAUGACUCCUCUCAAGUAGCAGCCAUUAGUGCAAUCACACAAGCUUUUCGAUGGCGAGAGGCAGUCCUCAUUUAUGUGGACAAUGAGUAUGGACAAGGAAUUGUGCCUUACUUAACUGAUGCCUUGCUAGCAGGGAACACCCGAGUUGCUUACCGAAGUGUCGUCAGUUCUCUGGCCACUGACGUGGAGAUUGAGGCAGAGCUGUACAAAUUAAUGACAAUGCAAACAAGGGUGUUCAUAGUACACAUGUUGCCUUCUUUGGGGUCUAGGGUUUUUACCAAAGCUAAAGAGGUUGGAAUGAUGGGUGAAGGGUAUGUUUGGAUCAUGACAACUUCAAUGACCAAUUUGUUGAGUUCAAUCAAUGCUUCUGUCAUGGAGUCCAUGCAAGGCUUAUUGGGUGUUCAACCUUAUCUUCCAAGAACUACGGAGCUCGAAGAGUUCCAGGUUCGCUGGAAGAGGAAGUUCCAACAGGACAAUCCAACGGUUUUCGAUGCUGAACUGAAUGUUUUUGGGUUACGUGCAUAUGAUGCUACCACGGCAUUAGCCCUGGCGGCUGAAAUUGCAGUGAAUUCCACCAACUCCUUGAUUUUCAAAAACCUUAAUGCUUCUGCCAAUUCAUCAACUGAUCUCGAAUCAAUUGGGAUUUCCCAGAACGGUCCGGUGCUUCUCCAAGCACUGCUAAGCACAAGAUUCAAAGGAAUUUCUGGAGAGUUUCAACUGGUCAAUGGAGAAUUACAUUCUUCAGCUUUUGAGAUAGUUAACAUAAAUGGAAAUGGAGCAAGAGGAGUUGGAUUUUGGACACCAGAGAGAGGACUUGUAAGAAACCUGAAUUCAUCUAAUUCAACUACACAUUCUGCUCCCAAUUCCAGCAUUCUCGCACCGAUUAUAUGGCCAGGAGAUUCCACAUCAAGUCCAAAGGGUUUGCAAAUGCCUACAAAUGAGAAGAAAUUGAAAAUAGGAGUUCCUACCAAGUCUGGUUUCACUGAGUUUGUGCAGGUGACAAACGAUUCUAACUCCAAAAAAGUCGAUGGUUACUGCAAAGCCAUCUUUGAUGCUGUCAUGGAAGCUUUACCAUAUGCUGUUUCGUAUGAGUUCAUUCCCUAUGCUCAGCCCAAUGGAAAGGAAGCCACUUACGAUGAUUUGGUCUACCAAGUGUAUCUUAGGACAUUUGACGCUGUGGUGGGAGAUACAACAAUCAGAGAAAACAGGUCCAAGUAUGUAGACUUCACAUUGCCAUACACGGAAUCUGGUGUGUCAAUGAUUGUUCCAAUCACAGACAACCAGAACUACAAUGCAUGGGUAUUCCUGGAGCCAUUGACAUGGGACCUUUGGGUGACCAGUGCUUGUUUCUUUGUCUUCAUCGGGUUCGUGGUCUGGGUUCUCGAACACCGGAUCAAUGAAGACUUCCGCGGCUCACCUGCCCAUCAAGCUGGCACAAGCUUCUGGUUCUCAUUUUCUACCAUGGUUUUCGCACAUCGGGAGAGGGUGGUGAGCAACUUGACUAGAUUUGUAGUUGUGGUUUGGUGCUUUGUUGUUCUGAUUCUCACACAAAGCUUCACUGCCAGUCUCGCAAGUUUACUCACCGUACAGCGGCUGCAGCCCACCGUUACUGAUGUGGAACAGCUUAUCAAGCAUGGGGAAAAUGUGGGUUACCAAGAAGGUUCUUUUGUUUAUGAACUUUUGAAAGGAUUGGGUUUUAAUGAAUCAAAGCUAAUACUUUAUGGUUCAGUUGACGAAUGUCAUGAUUUGUUCACCAAAGGCACUUCAAAGGGAGGCAUAAAAGCUGCUUUUGAUGAAGUACCUUAUGUCAGGCUGCUGCUUGCGAAAUAUUGCAACAAAUAUACCAUGACUGAACCAACUUUUAAAACUGCAGGCUUUGGCUUUGUCUUCCCAAGAAAUUCCCCUCUGGUACCUGAUGUUUCAAGGGCUAUAUUAACUGUGACUGAGGGAGAUAAAAUUAAGGGGAUUGAGAAUGCAUGGCUAGUGAAGCAAAGCAGUUGCCAAGACUCUAGCACGUCGGUCUCUUCUAGUAGGCUUAGUCUUAAUAGUUUCAAGGGAUUAUUUCUAAUUGCAGGACUUGCUUCAGUAGCAGCACUCAUCCUAUUUGCAGCAAUGUUUGUUUAUGAGCACAGGCAUGUGUUAAAGCACUCUGAGUCAAGACCUUCAAUAUGGAGUAGAAUCCUUGAUUUGUUGAAAAUCUUCAACCAGAAAGACCUCUCUUCACACACUUUCAAGAAAAGUGAAUUCAAUGACCGGAGCGGCCAGGGACGGGUUGAUACCUCUCCAAAAACCCACAGCCCUCCAAGUCCGUCAAACUAUGAUCAUAGUUUCACUUUCUUUGGAGAACAGGGGACGCCUUCUCCUGACCGUGGAGAUACCGGUCCAAAUGUUCAACAAGCUCAAGAGAUGGCAAUAAUUAUUGAGCAUGCUAAUCCUGAUCAAAAACAGCCAAGAACUCCUGAUAGAACUCAUGAAAACAAUUGAAAUAGAUCUUCUCAUUGCCUCUAGAUUUCCAACAUAGCCAUAUCUAUUGUAUUUGUAGACUUAGCCUUGUAAAUCUAAUUUAAUGAAACCGACUUCCCAUUUUGGCUA